UCCAUUAAAAACUAAAGAGCUUUGAAGAACAUUCUGAAGAUUGUAUAGGAGACAAUAUAUCAAGAAUCUGUUUGUUGCAUUGUUCUAGAACAAAAGUCAAGAGCUCCCUAAUGUAGCACUUCAGUGUUUUGGAGAGCAAAUCUACACAUUUUUUUAAACAACCAUAAAAUAGCUUAGUGAAAAAUCUAUUUGGAAGAUGUCACUGAACAACUCUUCCAAUGUAUUUCUGGAUUCCACGCCCAGUAAUACCAAUCGCUUUCAAGUUAAUGUCAUAAGCGAGACUGAGAGCAGCGCAGCUGUGAAUGACAACGCUGACCCUCCGCAUUAUGAGGAAACCUCUUUUGGGGAUGAAGGCCAGAACAGGUUUAGAAUCAGCUUCAGGCCUGGGAAUCAGGAGUGCUACGACAAUUUCCUCCAAACUGGGGAAACGGCUAAAACAGAUGCCAGUUUUCACGCUUACGAUUCUCACACAAACACAUACUACCUACAAACCUUUGGCCACAACACUGUGGAUGCUGUGCCCAAGAUCGAGUACUAUCGCAACACCGGCAGUGUUAGCGGGCCCAAGGUCAACCGUCCCAGCCUGCUGGACAUUCACGAGCAACUUGCAAAGAAUGUAUCAGUGGCCCCAGGUUCAGCUGAUGUGGUUGCUAACGGUGAAGGGACACCUGGAGAUGAACAAGCUGAAAACAAGGGAGAAGAUCAAGCUGGUGCUGUGAAGUUUGGAUGGGUGAAAGGUGUGCUGGUACGAUGUAUGCUGAAUAUCUGGGGUGUCAUGCUCUUCAUUCGCCUCUCCUGGAUUGUUGGAGAAGCUGGAAUCGGUCUUGGAGUUCUCAUAAUUCUUCUUUCCACCAUGGUCACUUCUAUUACUGGGUUGUCAACUUCUGCAAUAGCAACUAACGGGUUUGUUCGUGGAGGUGGGGCCUACUAUCUUAUUUCCAGAAGCUUAGGGCCUGAGUUUGGUGGAUCUAUAGGCUUGAUCUUUGCUUUUGCCAACGCAGUGGCUGUUGCUAUGUAUGUGGUGGGAUUUGCUGAGACUGUGGUAGAUCUUCUUAAGGAGAGUGAUUCAAUGAUGGUGGAUCCAACCAAUGACAUCCGGAUCAUAGGCUCCAUCACAGUGGUGAUUCUUUUAGGAAUUUCAGUAGCUGGAAUGGAAUGGGAAGCAAAGGCUCAAGUGAUUCUUCUGAUCAUUCUUCUCAUUGCUAUCGCAAACUUCUUCAUUGGAACUGUCAUUCCAUCCAACAAUGAGAAAAGGGCCAGAGGUUUCUUUAAUUACCAAGCAUCAAUAUUUGCAGAAAAUUUUGGGCCAAGCUUCACCAAAGGUGAAGGCUUCUUCUCUGUCUUUGCCAUUUUUUUCCCAGCAGCAACUGGGAUCCUAGCUGGUGCCAAUAUCUCGGGAGAUUUGGAGGAUCCCCAAGAUGCCAUCCCCAAAGGAACCAUGCUGGCCAUCUUCAUCACCACGGUCGCCUACAUAGGAGUAGCCAUUUGCGUGGGGGCUUGUGUGGUCCGAGAUGCCACUGGGAGCGUGAAUGACACCAUCAUUUCUGGGAUGAACUGCAAUGGUUCAGCAGCCUGUGGGUUAGGCUAUGACUUCUCAAGAUGUCGACAUGAACCGUGUCAGUAUGGGCUGAUGAACAAUUUCCAGGUCAUGAGCAUGGUAUCAGGGUUCGGCCCCCUCAUCACUGCUGGGAUCUUUUCUGCAACGCUCUCCUCGGCCCUGGCCUCCCUCGUCAGCGCGCCCAAAGUGUUCCAGGCUCUGUGCAAGGACAACAUCUACAAAGCUCUGCAGUUCUUUGCAAAGGGAUAUGGGAAGAACAAUGAGCCCCUGAGAGGAUACUUUCUUACUUUUGUUAUAGCCAUGGCGUUCAUUCUUAUUGCGGAACUGAACACCAUCGCUCCCAUCAUCUCCAACUUUUUCCUGGCCUCAUAUGCACUUAUUAACUUCUCCUGCUUUCAUGCCUCUUACGCCAAAUCUCCAGGAUGGAGACCUGCAUAUGGUAUUUACAACAUGUGGGUGUCUCUCUUUGGAGCUGUUUUGUGCUGUGCGGUCAUGUUUGUCAUCAACUGGUGGGCGGCUGUCAUCACCUAUGUCAUUGAGUUCUUCCUCUAUAUAUACGUGACUUACAAGAAGCCAGAUGUGAACUGGGGCUCCUCCACGCAGGCUCUUUCCUACGUGAGUGCUUUAGACAAUGCUCUAGAGCUAACUACAGUGGAAGACCAUGUGAAAAACUUCAGGCCCCAGUGCAUCGUCUUAACAGGGGGACCCAUGACAAGACCUGCUCUCUUGGAUAUAGCUCAUGCCUUUACCAAGAACAGUGGCCUUUGCAUCUGCUGUGAAGUCUUUGUGGGACCGCGCAAGCUGUGUGUUAAAGAGAUGAACAGUGGCAUGGCAAAAAAGCAGGCCUGGCUUAUAAAGAACAAAAUCAAGGCAUUUUAUGCAGCAGUGGCAGCAGAUUGUUUCAGGGAUGGUGUCCGAAGUCUCCUUCAGGCCUCGGGCUUAGGAAGAAUGAAACCAAACACUCUGGUGAUUGGAUAUAAAAAAAACUGGAGGAAGGCUCCCCUGACAGAGAUUGAAAACUACGUGGGAAUCAUACAUGAUGCGUUUGAUUUUGAGAUUGGUGUUGUCAUAGUCAGAAUCAGCCAAGGGUUUGACAUCUCCCAGGUUCUUCAGGUGCAAGAGGAAUUAGAGAGAUUAGAACAGGAGCGGCUGGCUCUGGAAGCCACCAUCAAAGACAAUGAAAGUGAAGAAGGAAAUGGAGGCAUCCGAGGCUUGUUUAAAAAAGCUGGCAAGCUGAACAUUACUAAGCCAACUCCUAAGAAAGAUAGUGGCAUUAACACAAUCCAGUCAAUGCACAUUGGGGAGUUCAACCAGAAACUGGUGGAAGCCAGCACCCAAUUUAAAAAGAAGCAGGGAAAAGGCACAAUUGAUGUUUGGUGGUUGUUUGAUGACGGAGGGUUAACACUCCUUAUCCCCUAUAUCUUGACUCUCAGAAAAAAAUGGAAAGACUGUAAAUUAAGAAUCUAUGUUGGAGGGAAGAUCAAUCGCAUUGAAGAAGAAAAAAUUGCAAUGGCUUCCCUUCUGAGCAAAUUUAGGAUAAAAUUUGCAGACAUCCAUGUCAUUGGUGACAUCAACGUUAAGCCAAACAAAGAAAGCUGGAAAGUCUUUGAAGAAAUGAUUGAACCAUAUCGUCUCCAUGAAAGCUGUAAAGAUUUAACAACUGCUGAGAAAUUAAAGAGAGAAACUCCGUGGAAAAUUACAGAUGCAGAACUGGAAGCAGUCAAGGAAAAGAGUUACCGCCAAGUUCGACUGAAUGAACUCUUACAGGAGCACUCAAGAGCUGCUAAUCUCAUAGUCCUGAGCCUUCCAGUGGCAAGGAAAGGAUCUAUAUCAGAUUGGUUGUACAUGGCUUGGUUGGAAAUCCUCACAAAGAACCUCCCUCCUGUCUUACUAGUUAGAGGAAAUCACAAAAAUGUCCUGACAUUUUACUCUUAAAAGAUCUUUAUCCUUAAGGAUAAAGGAUUAGAACACGUUUUAAUUUAAUGUAUGAAUAAUUAGGAAACAAGUUCCAGUACUUUAUGUUAUAAAUGUGAUCCGUGGAUAUUCAAACCUAGAAGACUAUCCUAUAGGGUUCCAAGUAAAUUUUGCCAUUUUUAAAUUAUUACUUAAUGGGAACUAUUUUUAAAAUCAGUUUAAGGGAGUGUCAAAGCCAAUGCUACCCUUAGAAAAACAUCUUGUCAAUGCUAUUUAAAAACAUGAAAAUUAAGCAAACAUAUGCUGGCUUAUUAUGCCCAUGAAAACUCAACUUAUUGUAAGCUUUUCCAGGCACACCUAAUCUUUUGUUUGCUUCUAGGGCCUGGUAGUGGCCUCAGCCCCACAGCAGUUUCUCAUUAAAUGCUUAUUGACAGGCUGGUAUAGUAACCAUGGGUGGUUAUCAAAGGAAAAGACCAACUGGGCAGGAAACAUGAUUAUACUUGGUCUUCUGAGAAGCUUACACUCACAAAGAAGAUUUGAAAAUCAAUAACUAAAAACUUUAAGAGGUAACCUGAGUCUCCACAAUGUUUAAAACACUUACCUAAGUAAGGUUAUUUAAUAUAACAGAUUAUAUACUGAGAGUGAUCUGAGCAAUUGCUGAUAACAUACAGCUUCAAUUUGGGGCUGACUGACAAAUAUAUUAGCUGAAAGAGGAAGCAAAAUAUAUUCUGAUUAAAUAUGCAAUAUAUUCUGUUCUUAAUGUAUAAAUUUUAAUUGCUUUCCCCACUAAAUACUUAGACAUUUUAUUACUUUGAAUAUUUUUUUCUAAUUAAGUGGUUAGCAUAGAUGAAGUCUUCAUAGAUGUCUAAUUGGAAAUCAAAUAUCACACAUUUUCAAACUGCUGUAAAGAAAUAUAUCCUGAAUCAUAUUUUUAGUUACUUUAUAUAAUGAUUAUAGAGAAUUAAAAGAUAAUUAAAAUUUGAUGUAGAAAAAUUUGCAAAUUUGGAAUAUAUAAGUAUUGAUUUUUUUUAUUUGUUAGUAUUCAUACAAUACUUAAUCACAUUAAAAACUACCAAAAUUUUUUUCUGAUGGAUGUGUUGAUUAUUUUUCCCUGACAUAUUGUGGCUGUUUAUUAUAACUGAUAAAAAAUAUGAGGGAGAAAAAGUCAACCUGAAAUAAAAGCACUCAAAUUUG
Capra hircus (goat) is the source of this 4666-nucleotide messenger RNA. RefSeq names its product solute carrier family 12 member 1 (gene SLC12A1). Lineage: Eukaryota; Metazoa; Chordata; Mammalia; Artiodactyla; Bovidae. Gene Ontology annotation, biological process: sodium ion homeostasis; potassium ion import across plasma membrane; potassium ion homeostasis. Gene Ontology annotation, molecular function: sodium:potassium:chloride symporter activity. The record is from RefSeq and is a predicted model, not a curated record. Gene Ontology annotation, cellular component: membrane.